AUGACGCGAGGAAGUCUUUUACGACACAUCUUCAGACACGGUCCGAAUUCCAAACUCAAGCGCGACGCAGUCCAAUCCAGGAUCGACGAGAAUGAAAGGUCGCCUCUCAUCGCAAAGUCACCCGCAAACGAGUCCAAGCCGCUAUCGCAAGAGCCGUCACCGCCACGAACACCCGAGCCACAUACCGUACACGUGCUUCCCGAGAUCACCGAAGAAGACACUGCCUCAAAAAUUACAAACUCCCCUGCUGCGUCCUCAAGCACCGGUAGUACAGUAUCCGACCUCGCAUCCAUAGUCACUGUUCUUGCCGCGCACGCGCCUCUCAUGAAUCCCACGACGCUCACGACGCGCGACCUCCUCUACGCUGCCAUCGAUGAAGCAAUUUCAGCGACGAAGGAUCAUCUCGAUACACUAGCAACUGCAUGUGCGCUACUUGAGGCCCUCGCUGGCUUCAGUGCAACGGUCGAGGUGCUGAAGCAGGAGAUGGAGCUGAAGAUCACGGCGUCCGAGGCCAAGCUCGUGGAGCUGGAAAGCUUUGAGGAGGUGGUUGAGGGUAUGACGUUGCCGGAUGAGCAGGACAUGGUCGGUGCGGACUUCCGCGAAGAAAAGCCUGCACUCCCUGAUAACGUAAAGCCUCCAUCUCUUCACCAGCUCAACAUCAUCUUUCUUCAGCUACUCACAGCAAAACGUUCUUCUCUUGUCAAGAUGGCUCCAGCUAGACAAUACCACGAGAGCCUCAUACUCUGCGAAAUCGAAGCAAACAAGGACAAGUACAUACACUUUCUGCAAAGGCUUGUCCGAGCAGCAAGCCCCAACCCACCAGGCGAUACCCGAGUGGCUGCAGAUGUCGUCACGAAAUUCCUUUCAGCCAACAACAUCUAUGCAGAUAUCGUUGCCCCGAUGGCUCAUAUGCCUAACGUGGUUUCGGAUUUCGAGGGCCGCUUGCAGGACGGUCCUCGCGUCGUCUUCAACGGCCACAUGGAUACUUUCCCGGUCAAUAACCUUGAGGGUUGGCGUUACCCGCCAUACUCUGGACAUAAUGAUGGCACUUCGAUACAUGGUCUCGGGUCUGUCGACAUGAAGGCAGGGACUGCAGCUUCCAUCAUCGCAUUCACGUUGCUCAAGAAGCGAGCUUCGCAUCUCAUCGGAAGCGUCGCUUUGACCAUGGUCUCGGACGAAGAGACGGGAGGCGAAUGGGGGACCAAGUAUCUACUUGAUCACUGUGGUGACAAUUCACCUUGGCUGGGCGAUUGUGUUGUCAACGGCGAGCCUGGUGGUCUACAGUCCAUCCGGUUCGGCGAGAAGGGAACUCUGCGCUUGACCUUCACAGUCAACACUCAAGGCGGUAACGGAGCGUACACACACAACGGCUGUGGAGCCAUCGUACACGCUUGCUCCUUGAUAACAACCCUGAAGCGCGUGGUCGAGUCGAUACCCGUAAAGAUCCCGCACCAACUCAAGGCUUAUCUUCGCUCCAAAACAGCGCACGCCGUUACUGAUGAGAUCAUGGGCGCUGGGGCAGCAGCGAAUAUGUUCUCACCCACUUUGAACAUCGGCACCAUCAACGGCGGCGUCAAAGUCAACGUCAUCCCUUCAAAGUGCGUCUUUGAAGCCGACAUCCGCCUGCCGAUCGGGCUCGAGGCUGAGGCGGUACUCGUUGAGAUUGACGACUUACUCCUGUCGUCCCCUGGCGUAUCAUACUCCGUGCAAGAAGCAGCCAGCAACCCAGCAAGCUUAUCCGAGUACAAUCAUCCGCUUUCUGGGUACAUGGCCGAUGUUGCGCGAGACGUUACUGGGAGGGAGCCGGUACAGAUCGUCGGCCUGGGUGGUACGGACUGUAAGUUUUAUCGCUAUCGCGGUGUACCGGCGUUUGUGUUUGGGCCUUCUCCAAGCGGGAUGGGUGCAGAUGGUGAAGCUGUGCUCAUUGAAGAGUUCAUGACUGUCAUCAAGACACAUACACUGGGGGUCUUCCGGUAUCUUUGGGACGAUAAAAGGUGGGAUCUCAGUAGGGGAUUGGGAGAAAAUACUCCCACGGGCGAGAGGAGGGCUCUCGAGAUCAGAACUCGCAAGUAG
This is a messenger RNA of Alternaria viburni, 2073 nucleotides long. RefSeq lists its product as uncharacterized. The transcript is spliced from 3 exons. Lineage: Eukaryota; Fungi; Ascomycota; Dothideomycetes; Pleosporales; Pleosporaceae. Gene Ontology annotation, molecular function: hydrolase activity. The coding region runs from base 1 to 2073 and encodes 690 amino acids. The record is from RefSeq and is a predicted model, not a curated record.